This is a messenger RNA of Eleginops maclovinus (Patagonian blennie), 4222 nucleotides long. RefSeq lists its product as uncharacterized. The coding region runs from base 1763 to 2632 and encodes 289 amino acids. The record is from RefSeq and is a predicted model, not a curated record. Gene Ontology annotation, molecular function: sequence-specific DNA binding. The transcript has 4 exons. Lineage: Eukaryota; Metazoa; Chordata; Actinopteri; Perciformes; Eleginopidae.
CUUUAUUAUGCUUGUCACGUCAUUUCUAUGUGACGAGAAACGAAGUUUUGCGUUUUUCAUCCUUUACACGGUGGCGCGACAGUGGAGCGUUUUCAAGAAUUCCACUCUGGAGGGUGGUUUCACUUUCUUGCGUUUUCAUCCCCCCAAAACGCCGUUUCCAUCUAAACGAUAUAGUGCAUCCGCAAAAAUGUUUUGCGUUUUUAAGCCGUUUUCGUUUCCGUGUAAAGCCACCCUAAGUCUUUCAUAAAUUACAUAAUUACACUGUAGUUGUGUAUAUGUUAUGACAAUAAACCUUUGAAUCAUAAACAAAAUCUGAGAGGUGUCGAGGAGGUGCAAACUGGGAAUUGAGAAAGGGCUUGGUAUGCAUGUCAUCUUGCACAACAAUCGGUUAAUACUCUUCAAUGGUGAGUGUGUGUAAGAACUGCAGAGGAAAACUAAUGUUUGUACUCACUCAGCCAGCAAGGAUUUCCUGUUUCCAAGACCACUCAGUUCCUAAAACAACAUGCAGGCAGCAGUUACUAACUUUAUUUUGAAAUGGGUGGAAUCAUGUGACACAUCAAACAGUGACAUGGAAAAACAAACAGAUUGUAAAACAAAUCAGGUUUCAAUAAGGCAUGUGAUGACCUGUUCAGGGUCUACAAACAGAGGUUAGAUCUGCUAAUAAGAGUGUGUGCAUGCAUGUAUGGAAUUCCACCUUCUUUUUAUAAUCUAAUCCAUCAUACAUUUUGCUUCUCUGUAGUAAGGAGACUAUUAAUUAUGUUUUUUCCUAAAUUAAAAUACAUAACCGACUGGGACUGAAACCAUUUUUCUGUUUGCAUAUCAGGUUGAUAAGAUAGAAACACUGACGCACUUACCGUGUCCAGUGCAACGAAGGAAGAGGUUUUAAUGGCCAAUACCAUAGCAGGCCAAAGCUCUUUGAAGGUAUCAUUCUGGACAUCAAUAACGGGAACAACCAGAGAGGAAGCCAUGUUUAUCCCAAAGUAAUAGUACAGAAAGAAAACAGCUCCUGUUUGUGAAUGAAAAGCUUCCUGCAGUCACCAACGGAUACCUGGAAUAUUAGCUAUCUUACAUUACUACCAUGUAGAUGUUUCCAUUAUACACUGUUCUAUGCAGAGCCCUUGCUUGUUGCUUGAUUAUUUUAUUAUCUAUAUAUACUCGGUAUUGUUUUAGUUAAUAUAUUUGCACUUGUUCUGGUAGACGGCUAACCGCGCUUCCACCGUAAACAUUUCAACGUGCUUUUCGGGGUCCUGUGACAAAAAGCCCCUAGUAGUAGCAGUAUUACCUGAGAGAAAAUGUAAAACACUUGCCCUAAUGUAUGAAAAAUAAUAUUCAUAAUAAUAAGUAUACAUUUAUUCAUAGAAUGUUCUGUACUUGUUGGUUUAUCUUUUCUUUCUUUUUUGAAUUGUAUCUUUUCAAUAAACAUUUCAAGCAGGCGCCUGCGAUAGCUUCACAUAAACAAUACGUCACCAAACUUAACUGUCGGGGUGAAGAGCGCCAUUUUGGCUCAAACAAAGUCAGAAACAUUUUAUCCUCGAUAAGGCUUUUUAAAAGUGUAACAAACAUAUACUAUGUAAAAGCUUGAAAAACACAACUCCGGUUUCCAAGAGUUAACGUUUAAUGCUUGUAUAACUUUUUUGUCAUUUUUACACCGUGUAAGUACUAAAUACAAGUGAUGAUAAACAUCCCCAGCUGAGCUUCGUUGGCAGCCAAGCUAUCUUGACGUUUGCUAUAUUUAGACCUGCUGUUUGUUUCAACCUGAGCAAUGGGUGGGUGCUCUGCUCCAAACUGCUCUAAUUCAACCAGCAUAGGAAAACAGCUGUUCAGAUUCCCCAAAGACCCUCUGCGGAAGAAGAAAUGGGUGGUGAACUGCAGACGUGACUUCGAACCCACUCCUCACUCCAGACUCUGUCAGGACCAUUUUGAGCAAACCCAGUUUGAGGAGAUAGCAAGGUCUCCGGCGGGGGGGAGGAAGCUGAAGCCCAAUGCCAUCCCCACUCUGUUCUGUUUUGGAGAGCCUCCGUACCCAGCAGUCGCUACUCCUUACAUCUUGCUGCCAAUGAAGCAUGAACCAGUGGAGAAGGAUCUGAAUUGGGGAGACCAUGGCUAUGCCAGACGCACCCCCCUACCGGGCCUUGAGGAGGAGGAUGCAGACGGGACUGCAGAGGACCAGCCGUCCUGCACACAGUGUCAGCUCCUGAAGAAGCAGCUUGAGCAGGAGGUGCAGCACACUGCGCGGCUACAGAAGGAGGCGGAGGAGAUGAAGAAGCGGCUAUAUCGCCUCGACCGAAUCGAGAAGGGUCUCCAGAACUUCCUGUACGAGGACCAGAUCCGCGCCCUGUCCCUCUCCAAACGCUCCCGCCGUGCUGUCUGGUCUCCGGAGACCAUCCUGAAGGCUCGGAAGAUCCGCUGCGCUGUCGGCACGAAAGGCUACGAGUACCUGAGAGAGCUGGGAUACCCUCUGCCCUCCUACAGGACUCUGUGUAACCGCCUGGAGACUAAAAUCAUGGUGACGACGGACAUGAGCUGCGAGGAGCUGGCCGAGCUGGGGCUGGGGCUCAUGGCCGCCUGCGACAGCCCCACAGAGGGCGUCGGGGACAAUGACGAGGAGGAACUCAUAGGUGUUCUGUCCUGAUCGAGGCAGUUUGCAUGACCCUGAACAAGAGAAGAAUGUGCAGAGGAUGCUGUUUCUGUAGAUGUGACUUCAAGUAGCAGAAGAUGGGCACGGUGUGCUUCAUCUAUGAAAGACUUGAGCAUCAGUUUAAAAUGCUUCCCUUCACAGAUAUUGUGACUCGUUUGUCAGUGACUGUGAUCCGCACUACUAAAACGUCUUUUUGCUCAACUGAUGUGGGAUACUGGGGCUUGCAGUUAGACGAGGGUUCAGCUUUUGGUACCGCACAGGUGCUAAGUAUGUUCAGCAUCAUGUGAGGAGAUUUUAAAUCUAGUUGCGGACUAAGAAAGGGCAUGGGAUGAGCUUAGAGCUGCAUCGAUAAAGAAAAAAUGCAGAUUUUCAGCCUCUUAAAACUGACUUCCUGCUUUUCUCUGCUUCAUAUUAUUAAAGUGAAUAUCCUUGGCUUUGAGCCUUCCAAACAAGACAUAAAGACCUUCAACUCUGAAAAGGUUGCAGGUGACCAAACCGUGGAUUGAGGAAUGUAAAUGGGGGAUUUAUUGCUAGUAAAAUAUUGCAGCUUAGAUGAUAUGAAAUUCUCUUGUCACGAUUAUGCUUGCCAAAGAAAUUGCAGAUCAUGUUAUCCCAAAAAUAGUUACAGAUCCACUAAAACAUAUUGGAAUCAGUUUAUAUUUUCUAUUAUUUAUCAAUUAUCUUGAAUGCAUCACACAUCUUUUAAAGUAAAAACAAACACUAUUAAGAACUGAAUCAUAAGGUCCUCCAAUGAUGUAUUUUAGAAAAACAGCAAGAGCCUGUUAUUUCUUACUUGAUAAGUCUUGUAUUUUCAUAAUCAGGCUCCAUUAUUCACUUCUCUUUCACAAAAACUAGCAAGACAGCUUAUUUCGGUCACUGAAUAUUUCCAGAUGUAUCACUUUCAACUUAUAGUGAAUAUUUAAUCUGCCAUAAAAUGCGAUACAAUCCCAUUUGCAAAGAGCCUGAUGAAAUGUGCUCGUCUGAUUGCUAGUGUAAAAGCCUGCUAUUAUUCAGGAUACUCAAAUGUAAUGAGAGCAGAAGAACUAUACUCUGGAUUAUAGAGUAAUGACUAAAGGGUGUACAUAUCUCGCACUACAAACUGCUUCCUGCACAUUAUCUAAGCUUUACUUUCCAAAAGUAUGUAUCAUUUGAUGUCCUGUACAUAAACCGUGAAACAUAACAGGGAUCGACUCGAUCGCAAGGAAGACAUUUUGCAUUCGAACAAUCAGCGGGGUUUGGUUUCAUACUAUGCUGUUUAAUUUCAUUUCUUCGUACAAGUACUGUGAACAGAAUAAGGGUUGAUAUCCUUAACUCGUGUAACCUAUUUUGAUCACAUUUACAAAACACCGUUCCACAUGGAACAAACCAUGGAUGUUUUUCAGUUAUUUCAUUUAGAGCCUUAGAGGUACGUAUCGUCAAGAGGAAAUAAACGUAAACCCUACUACUGCAAUUCAAUAGCUUGUAUACUUUUCUGACAUGAAGUGUUUGUGAGGACUUGCAGUGCAGUUAUAGUUACCCAAAAAAAUCGCACACCCAAAAAACAAUACUGGCGCUGUGAGAAAAUAAAGAGCUUGUAAAGAAUGA